Messenger RNA from Ornithorhynchus anatinus (platypus), 3457 nucleotides. RefSeq names its product fatty acid desaturase 1 (gene FADS1). NCBI's taxonomy places the organism in Eukaryota, Metazoa, Chordata, Mammalia, Monotremata, Ornithorhynchidae. The coding region runs from base 33 to 1340 and encodes 435 amino acids. Gene Ontology annotation, biological process: lipid metabolic process. The record is from RefSeq and is a predicted model, not a curated record. Gene Ontology annotation, cellular component: membrane. Gene Ontology annotation, molecular function: oxidoreductase activity, acting on paired donors, with oxidation of a pair of donors resulting in the reduction of molecular oxygen to two molecules of water. The transcript has 12 exons.
AGCUCGCGCCUCGCGCCCAGACGGCGGCGGCGAUGGCCCCGGCGCCGGAGCCCCGGUUCUUCAGCUGGGAGGAGGUGGGCCGCCGGUCGGGGCGGGAGCCGGAGCGGUGGCUGGUGAUCGACAGGAAGGUCUACGACAUCAGCGAGUUCAGCCGGCGGCACCCGGGGGGAGCCCGGGUCAUCAGCCACUACGCGGGGCAGGAUGCCACGGAUCCCUUCGUGGCCUUCCACAUCAACAAGGCCCUGGUACGCAAGUAUAUGAGUUCCCUGCUGAUUGGGGAGCUGGCUCCGGACCAACCCAGUUUCGAACCCAGCAAGAAUAAAGAACUGGUGGAUGAGUUCCGCGCUCUUCGGACAACUGUGGAGCAGAUGGGGCUCUUGAAGGCCAGCAAGGUCUUCUUCCUGCUGUACCUGCUGCACAUCCUUCUGCUGGACGUGGCUGCCUGGCUGAUCCUCUGGUUCUUUGGGACAUCCCCGAUGCCCUUCCUUGUCUGUGCUCUGUUACUCAGUGCCGUCCAGGCCCAGGCCGGGUGGCUGCAGCAUGACUUCGGUCACCUGUCGGUCUUCAGCAAGUCUCGAUGGAACCACUUGUUUCAGAAGUUCGUCAUCGGCCAUCUGAAGGGGGCACCUGCCAGCUGGUGGAAUCACCUACACUUCCAGCACCACGCCAAGCCCAACUGCUAUCGUAAAGACCCGGACAUCAACAUGCACCCCUUGCUCUUUGCUCUGGGGAAAGUUCUGUCUGUGGAGCUCGGUGUGCAGAAGAAGAAGUACAUGCCUUACAACCAUCAGCACAAAUACUUCUUCCUUAUUGGACCCCCCGCCCUGUUGCCCGUCUACUUCCAGUGGUAUAUCUUCUACUUUGUCAUCCAGCGCAAGAAGUGGGUGGAUCUGGCCUGGAUGAUCUCCUUCUACGUCCGCUUCUUCUUCACCUAUGCGCCCCUGCUGGGAUUGAAAGGCUUUGUGGGGCUCUUCUUCCUGGUCAGGUUCUUGGAGAGCAACUGGUUUGUGUGGGUGACACAGAUGAACCACAUCCCCAUGCACAUUGACCGUGACCGGAAUAUGGAUUGGGUCUCCACCCAGCUCCAGGCGACGUGUAACGUGCACGAGUCGCCCUUCAAUGACUGGUUCAGCGGGCACCUCAACUUCCAGAUUGAGCAUCACCUUUUCCCUACGAUGCCCAGGCAUAAUUAUCGUAAAGUGGCCCCACUGGUGAAGUCUCUGUGUGCCAAGCAUGGUGUGGUCUACAAGUCCAAGCCCCUGUUCACCGCCUUCGCUGACAUUGUUCACUCACUGAAGGAGUCGGGGGAACUGUGGCUGGACGCCUACCUUCACAAAUAACCAGCAGCCUCUAAAGGAAGAGGAAAAAGAGGAGGGAAACCUGGAGCCAAGAACAGCAGAAGACGAAGGACUGGGCCGCUUUCAAUCUAGUUUCCAAUGGGGGGCAGGGAUUUGGAACCGGGAAUCUACCCUACCCGUUUUCCCCUCUUUCGGUUUCGGGCACAGAAAUGGUGACUGGUCGGGAAAGGUAGUGGAGACCCCGCUGGGGAAGAAGAACCAUCGGACUAAGAGCGACGGCCCAGCCGUGUGCCGGAACGGCAGAGCUGGAGAAUGGGUUGGUUGGAAACCAAGAAGGUGGGAGCUGGGAGGGCAGAAGAGAGGGGGAUUUAGUGGAGUCUAGGAGAGCAGGAGGUAGAAAUGAAGACGAGCACCGCAUCUUACUCGCCAGAGCCGGAGAGACGAAGCAACGCCUCGGACUGAGGAGCAAGGAUCUGUCAGACUUCUUCCCAGACUGGAGGGAGAAAGGAAGCCCCAGUGGGGUUGGUGCCUAGGACGUGGGCUACUCCCAGUGGAAAUCCCGUGAGCAGAACGCUUCGCACCCAGUUCUCUGGGGUGGCCGCCAAGCUAGCCGGAGCCAGGGCCCGAGACGGCGGCCCUCAAGGCUCGGCUGAAGGGCGGAGAACUGGGAGCUCCGACUCUGCCGAGGAGACCAAGUUGAGGUGACAGUCCUGAACCAGCCUCGAGCAUCGUGGAAAAUAAGUUGCUUCUCGUGUCCUCAGGAGCACGGAGAUCAGCUCGCUGGACUCUCGGCCAAACGGCUGAGCGCUAAACCCGACAAACCUUUCGGGUCAGAGGUCCGUGGCUCCGUCUCCCUCCCUCCCGGUUGGAGGCGAGCAAAGCUGUUGGUGUCUGAAAAACCCCUUUUCUUCUCCUCCCGACUCCCUCUUCUCGUUCACACCCCCUAACGUGCGCCUCAGUCGCCCAAGAGACAAAGCUGCCGAGAGUAGGUAGGGAUGUGGGUUGGCCGCAAUAGGGGGCCAGAUCCUGGCAGCCAGAUCCCCCUGCAUCCUGGCGGUUUGUGGUCUUGGCCAACUGAAGGUGCAAGGCAGCCCCCCUUCCAGGUGAAGAGGGAUCGGUUUUCCCCUUAUUUCCUCAAGCACCCAUUUCAUGAAUUCAUUACACAGACAAAUCAUGGUAAAGGCCCAGGCACAAAGCUGAGAACUCUCAUCCCCCCCUUGCUGCGAGGCAGGCAAGGUUUACUUGAAACAACAAAGAGGGCAUUAAACAGUGUGAACACCUUCCAGACCAGGAAUCGAGUCCCAGAAAAACGCGCUCAUCGUUUCCUUCAAGUGAUAUGGAAACCUCAUUGGUCUCACCCUUUGAGGGCCUCAGUGAAGUUGUCUUAAUGAAACUUGUCCCUAGAGGCGAGGCCUGAAGGACUGAGCAUAGCAAACAUGGGUUGGGAAAUCUGUUUUUCACGCUACCUGUCACCGAAAGAACAUAAGAAAUGCAAUCCGGAGGCAGACCAAAGGUCCCUCUAGCUCAGUAUUCUUGGGGACAGGCCCUUCCCUCCCCCCCCCCCCCCCCAAAAAAUCCUUGGAAGAUCAGUGUGAUAAGUGCUCUUCUAGCUAGCCAUCCUCGUGGUUAGGGCGGGGAACGUGUCCGCUAACUCCGUUGUGCUCUCUGAAGCAUUUAGUACAGUGCUCUGCACAUAGUAAGCAAUCAUUAAAUACCAUUGAUGCUCAUGACGAUGAUGAAUGUAUUUUCUAACGUGGCCGGCUUUUCCCUCUAACCCCCCUCCACCGUGACCUCCCCCCUUCCUUGGACCAGGGUAGAGAUGGUCACCCACCCCGCCCGUAAAACUGGGCAGAACCAAGGGGAAAAGCCCUGGAAUUAAGAGGGGAAAGCGAUGAUUUCUGAGCUGGUAGUCUCACCUCCCACAAAAAAAUGGUCAGCAUGAGGGUACCCCUAAGUUUUCAUUUUCAGGUUUAGAAUCGAAGGGUCAUCUUGAUGAGACAUUAUAUUACGCUGCUAAAGGUUGAGAACUUACUAUGUGUGUACAACCGUCCUAGGUAGCAAAAUUUUGUAGAGAGGUGGGCAUAUUAGAAUCCUGACACAAAGAAAGCACACAGAGGUUGAUUUGGAGCUAUGAAAUAAAGGUGGAUCCUAUAAAGUUA